AUGAGUGCGAACAACCUCCCCCUGUCGGUUGUUUUACAAAUAUCGUGCAUUCGCUUCUCAAUCUGUUAUGUGCAUAAUCAUUUCUCCCCUCUCUCUCUCUCUCUCUCUCUCUCUCUCUCUUUUAUCUUUCACUUAUUCUGUGCGUGCAUUACUCUAGGAUCACGCCUGAUUAAUCUAUCUAUCUAUCUAUCUAUCUAUCUAUCUAUCUAUCUAUCUAUCUAUCUAUCUAUGUCAGAAACUAAGGCCUGCACAGAAGGAUGUAAACAACUUCUAUCACGCAUCCUUUCUUCUUUUACUCCCAUUUCACCCCCAACCACACUCACUAAUUUGUUACCACUACCCUCGUCUUCUCUUCCUCCUACUCCUCUUUGUAACACUCUCCACCCGACCAUCUUUCAUCUUUUAACUUUACAUCGUUUCUAUUUAAAAGAUGUUGCCCCUACCAUUCUUUCCUCCUCCUCCUCUUUUUUAUGUUGCCCCUACCUUACUUUCCCUCCUCCUUUCUUCUUCCUCCCCUAUUUUGUAAUCCCUCCCAACUAUCUAUCGCUUCCACUUCCUUUUUUCCUCUUUGUAACAUCCUUCACUCAACUGGUUUGUUUUUUUUUUUUCGUUUUUCAUCUUAUAAUUUUCUAUCUUUAUUUUUUUUUUAAGACGUUACCCCUACCCACGUCUCUUCUUCAUCCACUUCUUUGCAACAUUCUAUACACGACUUUCAUCUUCUUACGCUACGAUUCUUAUUCAAAAUAUGUUGGCCGACCUUCGUCUCCUCCUCUCCUCCUCUUCUUCAUUUUAACACUCUCAACUCAACCAUCGUUCGUUUUCUUUGUGUCGUUUUUAGUGAAAAGAUUAUAUCUGAAAAAUAAAUAA
This is a messenger RNA of Acanthosepion pharaonis, 867 nucleotides long. NCBI's taxonomy places the organism in Eukaryota, Metazoa, Mollusca, Cephalopoda, Sepiida, Sepiidae. The record is from the annotation of a GenBank genome assembly.